Messenger RNA from Symbiodinium natans, 1734 nucleotides. The record is from the annotation of a GenBank genome assembly. NCBI's taxonomy places the organism in Eukaryota, Dinophyceae, Suessiales, Symbiodiniaceae.
AUGGGCAACUGUUCACCUCGCAGUUUGGAAGGAGGUCACUUUGAGCAUGAGCAGUAUGCCCCAAUGUGGGUGGUGAAGGUGGAGGAUGUCCUGGAGAUGACCGGGCGACUGCAGCCCCAUCAGGUCUUGAAAGACCAGGGCCUGCUCGUCGAGUGGAGCUCCAUGAUGUUCAGCGUCUUCGUGUCGCACCAAUGGCUGGGCUUUUCUCAUCCCGACCCAUCUGGCGAGCAACUGCGGGUCCUUCAAAGCAUCUUGAGAAAUCUGAUCUCAGGGCGCAUCAAAGUGGAGCAUGAUGCCGUGUCUCAAAUCAAUGGCUGUCUUCGCACGCUGACACUUGCAGAAUGUGGGAGGAUACAAGCUGGCGCCAUUUGGCUGGAUUACUUCUCUGUGCCUCAGCAUGUGGGUAGCAGCCCCAUUGGAGAACAGCCCCAGUACGUCAGGUCGAUUCCUUCCUACGUGGAUCGUUGCGAGGCCUUCCUUGCUCUAACACCAAGUGCGGCCCACGAAAUGGGGUAUCGUUGCAAUGAUGACAGCUGGAUACAGCGAGGCUGGUGCAGGCUCGAGUUGUGGUGCAAGACGCUCUCCACAAGAUCCAGCAUUCCAGUGAUUCAAGUGACCGGCCAUGACGUGGCACAGUUCACAAAGCCAGAUUGGAUUCACAACCCGGUACACUCUGGCGACUUUGCCUUGGAGGAGGACCGCCCCGCAAGUAACCGCGUCGUUCAGGCAGUUCUGGAGCACAAGCUUCGUGAGCUGCGGAGCAGGAAAAACUUGACGGCCUACCGGUUCUACAAGGCCUGCUUUCAUACGAUGAUUGGCGUGUCUGUCGUAGAGCGAAGCAUUGAGGAGUUCCUUUCCGAGUUUGCAUUCUCGCUGCCACUGAAGCAGCACAGUGGCUUGGGCCCGGUGGCCUGCGCAGCGCUGGCAGGCGACAGCCAGCUGGUUCGCAGCCUUGCCUCGUCCAGGGCUUCUGUAAACACACUGGCGCCAGCAAUGCCUGAGGUCAACAGCGUUUCAGGCCUCUCCCCGUUGCAUUUGGCUUGCAUGUUCAGAAGCCACGACCUGAAGCUCUUGCACACGCUCCUGGAGCUCAGAGCCGACAUCAACAGCUCCAAUGGGUUCCUGAGCACUCCCUUGGGAUGGUGUCGCACAGCAGGCGCUGUUGAGCUGUUAAUUCGACACGGUUCUGGAGUAAAUGAAUGGGGAAACCUCAUCUUUCAUAUGCCCCCGGUCGAAGUUGCUCUUGGAUUGCGUGCCCCAUGUGAAGUCCUGGCGAAGCUUCUGGAGCUCAGAGCAGAUGUGACAAGCUCAUCACCCUUUUUUUCAGUCGCCUUCGCAGGUGGCUCCAACAACAGUCUGAAUUCGGCACGGAUGUUGCUGGGAAGCAAGGCCGAUGUCAACCAGCGCCAGCUGGUUGUUGGUAUCGAGCGGAAAAUAGAGCUGGCAGCGAGGGCCUACUGCCUGUGCUGCAGAGAGCCUCCAAUCCUGGCGAAGUUCUUUGCAAACAUCAGCACCACUCCACUAGGCUAUGCGGCCAUGUUCAACAACGAGGACUUCCUGAUCUUCCUUCUGUGUGCCCGGGCGGAUCCAGAGAUCAAGAACAACCGAAACCUGCGUCCGAUAGAUCUUGCCAGCUCGGAAAGAAUCCGACAGCUGCUGCGGGAGAGGUUAGAGUGGUGUGAGCCGUGUCCACUGGUCUCGAACGUUUCGGACGUGUCGUGGUUUAGCAUAUAG